AUGUCGGAAAAGCUUCGCAAGAGUCAGUAUCUCAACAGGAGCCUCUGGCUUCUUUACCAAAUCGCUACAGCUCAAUUUUAUAUAGCAGUUCAUAGCUCCAUAAGCCGCGAGCAGCUUCUCCGGGUUGAUGAGACGAAGCUGUAUAACGACUUGGCUGACGAGGCAGAAAUGAUCACGAAUGUUUCCCAAAGUGAAGAGGAUCGUGGCAAUCCUCACCUUCACUUUGGCCAUCUGGUUUCUAGCUACGACGCUUAUCUUUGGCUGUAUUUGCCGAAAGCCCCAGGAGUCGGAAGACAUGGAACCGAUAUCGCAAAGGUAUUCUUGAGGAUGGAGGAGGCCGAGACGAGUGGAGUAUGCUUGAGGAAUUUCUGGGCCACGCUCCAAGUGCGGAUUCUUUGCUUCGGGAACUCGGUCAUGAGAGCACUUUAG
This is a messenger RNA of Durotheca rogersii, 429 nucleotides long. RefSeq lists its product as uncharacterized. Lineage: Eukaryota; Fungi; Ascomycota; Sordariomycetes; Xylariales; Xylariaceae. The coding region runs from base 1 to 429 and encodes 142 amino acids. The transcript is spliced from 3 exons. The record is from RefSeq and is a predicted model, not a curated record.